Cantharellus anzutake is the source of this 425-nucleotide messenger RNA. RefSeq lists its product as uncharacterized. The transcript has a single exon. The record is from RefSeq and is a predicted model, not a curated record. NCBI's taxonomy places the organism in Eukaryota, Fungi, Basidiomycota, Agaricomycetes, Cantharellales, Hydnaceae. Bases 65 to 229 code for a protein of 54 amino acids.
AGCUUUUUUAAGGAAGUCGGCGGACCCAAUGGUACCGGAAAAUAGAAUAAAAUAAAACAAAUAAAUGUGGCACUCCCAGUUGAGCCGCCUUCACAUAGACCCGCAGAUAAUACAGAUAGAUCGCCCCGAGCACAGACGCGAACCGAACACAUGGAUUAAACAUACAUCAAUCUGUGUCUUCAUUGCCGUACAUGACAGCCGGAGAAUCGGGGGACGCAGGGGACAUUAGCGACAGGAGCGAGGCAAAUUCGGUGUCUGAACCGUCAUGGAUUGAGAGGAAAUGCGUGUCAGCGAAUGACAGAAUCGGAGACCUUGUACUCCUCUCAUGUGAUAAGUACUCACAGUGAAUACCAGCCAGCGAGCCAAAUCGAAGCUGCCCAACAUGUAAAGCAAUUCAGAGGUUCGAAUUAGCUCGGUUGUGAUAU